This is a messenger RNA of Dendrobium catenatum, 3392 nucleotides long. RefSeq names its product copper-transporting ATPase PAA1, chloroplastic. The coding region runs from base 121 to 2988 and encodes 955 amino acids. NCBI's taxonomy places the organism in Eukaryota, Viridiplantae, Streptophyta, Magnoliopsida, Asparagales, Orchidaceae. Gene Ontology annotation, biological process: monoatomic cation transport; copper ion homeostasis. The transcript is spliced from 17 exons. Gene Ontology annotation, molecular function: ATP binding; P-type divalent copper transporter activity; copper ion binding. The record is from RefSeq and is a predicted model, not a curated record. Gene Ontology annotation, cellular component: membrane.
AGUGUAUCAUUUUGCUAGUCCUAAAGAAAAAUUAAGGCAGGACGCCAAACACCCGUUUACGCAGACUUCAAAAAAUUUCAGAGCAAGGCCAAGCGCGAAGUCCAGCCAAAAGGAAAAUCGAUGGAGGUACCGGCUGUUGCCACCAUCCCCGUCUUCACGUUCUCUAGGAUCGUAAAAUUCAACACGAAGCCCUACUUUAGCCGGCGUCUCCCCCAGCACCCUCUCCCGCAAUGCCGGAGCAUGUCCGCCGGCCCAUCCAGGCCAUUCGGGAGCAACAUCGAUCACCGAAGAUACAGGGAACUGAUGUUGUUUUCCUACGUAGGAAACGUACUGCGGAAUGCCCCUUCUCUCGCUCAGGAAUCCGGUGGACUAGCUCGCCUCUCUUCGUUAUCUUUUUCCACCGCCGCCAGCGGUGGAGGCGGUGGUGGAGAGAGUGGCCGCGGGCUGGGUGGAGGCGGCGGCGGAUCUGGCAGUGGAGAGGGUCGGGUGCUAUCCCUUGCUGUGGAGGCCGAGGAAGGCUCGUCGGCAGGGCCUGAUGUUAUUCUUCUAGACGUUGGAGGAAUGUCUUGUGGUGGAUGCGCUGCCAGUGUUAAGCGCAUUUUAGAAAGUCAACCUCAGGUAUCGUCAGCUGCGGUUAACCUUGCUACCGAGACAGCAGUUGUGUGGGCCGUCCCUGAAGGUGAGGUCAAGCAUAACUGGCAAAAGCAAUUGGGCAUGAAACUUGCAUCCCAAUUGACAACCUGUGGAUUUAAGUCAAAUAUUCGAGAUUCUGCAAGAGAAAGUUGGUAUAAAGUUUUUGAGAGGAAGAUGGAUGAAAAACUUCAGCUUUUGAAACAAAGUGGUCAAGAUCUUGCAGUUUCAUGGGCCUUAUGUGCUGUAUGCUUUUUGGGACAUGCCUCUCAUUUUCUUGGAUCAAAUGCACCUUCAUGGGUCCAUGCAUUUCAUUCCACACCAUUUCAUUUGUCGCUGUCACUGUUUACUUUUGCUGGACCAGGGCGAAGGCUUAUUCUUGAUGGAUUGAAAAGUCUAUGCAAAGGGUCACCAAACAUGAAUACUUUAGUUGGCUUAGGCGCUUUAUCAUCUUUUGCUGUCAGUGCAGUAGCUUCCUUGAUGCCAAAACUGGGAUGGAGGACAUUUUUUGAGGAACCAAUAAUGUUGAUAGCUUUUGUAUUGUUAGGCAAAAACCUUGAACAGAGAGCAAAAAUUAAAGCUACUAGUGACAUGACUGGACUUUUAAAUAUUCUUCCUACAAUGGCACGCCUUAUUGUUGACAGCGGUUUGGGAGAAUCAUCUUAUACUACCGAAGUUCCAUGCAGCAGCCUUGCUGUUGGAGAUCAAAUUGUUGUGUUUCCUGGAGACCGCAUACCUGCAGAUGGAAUUGUUAAAACUGGUAGAAGCACUGUUGAUGAGUCAAGCUUCACUGGGGAGCCCAUGCCCGUAACUAAGUUACCUGGGAAUGAAGUGACAGCUGGAAGUAUCAACUUAAAUGGUAGACUUACCAUAGAAGUUAAAAGGCCAGGUGGUGAGACUGUGAUGGGAGAUAUAGUUCGCUUGGUGGAAGAGGCACAGGCAAAGGAAGCUCCUAUACAACGGUUGGCUGACAAGGUUGCUGGACAUUUUACGUAUGGUGUGAUGGCUGUUUCAGCUGCGACAUUUAUAUUUUGGAGUUUAUUUGGUUCACAAUUAAUGCCAACUGUUAUCCAGCGGAGUCCGAUUUCUUUGGCGUUACAACUUUCAUGUAGUGUUCUGGUAAUUGCAUGUCCUUGCGCACUUGGACUAGCUACACCUACUGCUGUCUUGGUUGGUACUUCACUUGGUGCAACAAGAGGUUUACUUUUACGAGGUGGAAAUGUACUAGAGAAGUUUGCACAAGCUGACACCGUUGUAUUUGACAAGACUGGGACACUAACUAUCGGAAAGCCAGUUGUGACCGAAGUUGUUGUCCCUUAUGACGGGCAGCAUCCAUAUUCAAAGGACACUUCACAUUAUAUGUGGUCUGAAAUUGAAGUUCUGAGAUUAGCUUCGGGAGUUGAAUCAAAUACUAACCAUCCACUUGGAAAAGCAAUUGUGGAUGCUGCACGUGUUGCUAACUGUGAUAAUGUGAAGGCUACAGAUGGAACCUUUAAAGAGGAACCUGGAUCUGGGGCAAUAGCCAUAGUGGAGCAGAAAACAGUCACUGUAGGAACACUUAGCUGGCUUAGAAGGCAUGGAGUUGACUCAUAUUCAUUUCCAGAUAUCGAACUCAAUAAUCAUUCAGUUGUAUAUGUAGGAGUAGAUGGUAGUUUAGCUGGGCUGAUUUACUUCGAGGAUAAAAUUAGGGAAGAUGCUCGCCAAGUUGUUGAAAUGUUGAGAAAGGAAGGACUUGACGUAUAUAUGUUAUCUGGAGAUAAAAGGAAGGCUGCUGAACAUGUGGCAUCUAUCGUUGGUAUUGACAAAGAUAAGGUAUUUUCUGAAGUCAAGCCUGAUCAGAAAAGCAAUUUCAUUGAGGAGCUUCAAAAAGACGGAAAAGUAGUUGCCAUGGUUGGAGAUGGCAUCAAUGAUGCUGCUGCGUUGGCUUUAUCAGACAUCGGGAUUGCCAUGGGUGAGGGUGUUGGUGCUGCUAGUGAUGUGUCUUCCAUUGUGCUCAUGGGUAAUAGAUUAUCACAACUGAGUGAAGCACUGGAAUUGAGCAAACAGACUAUGAAGACAGUGAGACAAAACCUGUGGUGGGCAUUUGCUUAUAACAUUGUUGGAAUACCUGUUGCAGCUGGCUUACUGCUACCAAUAACAGGGACCAUGUUGACUCCAUCCAUUGCUGGAGCUCUAAUGGGUUUUAGCUCUUUAGGAGUGAUGUCAAACUCAUUGCUUUUGAGACUCAGAUUUGCUCUGAAGCAUAAGAAAACCAGCACAGUCCGUAAGUAUACAAACCAGGAAUCUAUUUCAGAUGUUUUUCUUGAUAUAAGUGAAAGUACUGAGAAGCCUUCUGUGCCGAAAUGGAGAAGCACCUGAGUCUACUAGGAGAAUCAUGAAAUCACAAUGCAAUAAAACAAAACGCAGAGUUGCAGCCGAUCAAGAUUACUUUUGGGUCAAACUUUCUUACUAUUUUUUAAAGUUAUUUUUUAAUACAAAUUUUUUAGUUUAAUAUAAAGAAAUUUUAUAUCAUAAAAGUGCUUUAGAAAGUAGUAAGAAAAUUAUUUUAAAUAAAACUUAAGGCAAACUUUCAGAGGGAUGAUUUAGACCCAUCCUGAAAACUUUAAAGAGCUCAUUUUUUCAUUGUAUAUAGAAAGAAAGAAUUUGAAAGCAUUGUAUCUUUUAGCAUAUUCUUGUCAAGUCAAAUCUCAUCUGUUUUCACCUUCAAAUCAAAAAUUUGUAUUGUUGCUACAAACAACUAAAUAUUCAAGUUUUUUUUUUUU